Messenger RNA from Aspergillus neoniger CBS 115656, 1814 nucleotides. RefSeq lists its product as uncharacterized. The coding region runs from base 135 to 1544 and encodes 469 amino acids. The transcript has a single exon. The record is from RefSeq and is a predicted model, not a curated record. Lineage: Eukaryota; Fungi; Ascomycota; Eurotiomycetes; Eurotiales; Aspergillaceae.
CGAGAAGCUCUUUCUUCUUCUUCUUUCUCCAUCUCCCUUGUUCCUUUUCUCUACUCUUUCUACCACAUUUCUCAACGAUAACUAACUCUCUAUCUACCUACCCCUGCAUUUGCAUCCGCAUCUGCACCCUCACUAUGCCUAGUGACGACACCUCUAACCAGAACCGAAAUUCCGCUCCCUCCGAUUCCCGCCGAUGGCCCGAUGACGAGACCGCGUUGGACGCUGUCCGCCGUUUCGCCGACGAACAAGUCUCGUCCGUGCUCCAGUCGGUGAUGGGCAUUCCCUCCAUGUCCUCGCGGCCCUCUCGCGACCACUGGGCCAUCUUUGACGAGGAAGCUUUCCGCAGGAGAGACGGCGGCGGCGACGCGAAGGGGGACAACCAUGCGCCAGGCACAGCGGACAAUACCGACCACCACAACCAGCGCCACAACCGCUAUCCCGCGCAUUCUUGGACUGAGUGGGAGGAUCAAUGGUACGCAGAUAACCAUCCCAGAUGGCGCAGAAGCGACCGAGACAGCAUCUUCGACUUUUUCUUCGACCGGGCCUCCUUGUUCGACAGCCCUUUCUCCUCCCACUUCUUCCAACCCUUCCACCGCUCCAUGUUCUCGGAUUUCGCUAGCAACUCUUUCGGAUGGCCCUUCUCUUACCUCAUAUUCAGCCCUUACUCCCCCUUGCACCUGGAACGCCAGAACCAGUACCACUCCCACCACGACAGGGGUGUCUUUUCGUCGCUCAUGUCCUCGUUGAGCCUGUCCUCGGAGAAUGAGAACAACAACCCCGCUACGGAGACACACUGGCGCGAAGCUUUCGAGGACCUUAUUCGACUGGAAAAUGGCAAACCCAUGCUCGAUCAGGACACCACUGCGCUGGCGAAGAGGGAGACCCCGAGAGAUUGGCUGUACGGUCUAGCGAAACGGGGUAGUUUGGGCGACCAGUGGAAGAUUUCCGAAAGCGGAAGAGAUGGCCGGUCAAACCCGAUGCUUGUUUUCCACAACUACACCUCGGACCGCGGCGAUGUCAAUGAACUAUCUCGAGAGAUAACCGCAGACGACAACGAGACCGAAACUUUGACGGAACUGGACAUGUUCGAUCGCUUCUUCGAGGACGCUGCUGCUCGUGAAAGCAAGGCCUUUGCCGAUAUGUUCGAGAGCCCUGUACUGCGCUUGCUGCUGGAGGAUAGGCGGAGACUUCGCGAGGCCGACAAAUGGCUGGAGCCUGUGUCUGACAAGCAGAACGACAACACAGUCCCUGAGAACCAGCAGCAGCAGCAGCAGCAGCAGCAGCAACAGCAGCUAACCCCAGUGACGCAACCAACUACGACCACAGAACAACCAACCGUGAUCUCAACUAUGACGAGAACCGAGCGUGUCCGACUCCCCGAUGGGUCCACUCAGAAGAAGACCGUCUGGACAAAGCGAUUCUCCGAUGGUCGUGAAGAGAGCAACGAGACGACGGAAGUUCUGAACCCCCCUCAUGGACAGAACAGUACAGGAGACUCUUCAUCCGCCAAUCGGAAGGAAACCGGCUGGUUCUGGAGAGAUUAGACAGUACUUGGCUGUCGUUUCACUCUUUUCUUCUUUUAUUCCUCAUACUAUACCUAUAUGCUCUGAUCUUAAGGAUCUACUUAACGUCGUUGUCAAUUAGCGCUGAUUAUCACUGCUGGCGUUGCUUUCCAAAAGCAUUUCUUUUCUUUACCAAACUCAUAUCCUGUCUCUACGAUUUCCUAUCUGUCUAUAUCUCACUGAUGCUGAUACCAAUCUACAAUUCAAGUUCGAUCUUUUCUUUCUUUUCAAUGUGUCUCCAUAUUUCCAAGU